AUGUCGACCCUGACCUCCUGCGUCGCCCGCGCCGUCGUCGCCCCCAAGGCCGCGGCCAAGCGCUCCGCUGCCGCCAAGAAGGCUGCCAAGCCCUCCCCCGCGCUCCCCGCCGGUGCCUUCGCGGCCGCGUCCCUCGCGGCGACCCCCGCCGCGUUCGCCGCGACCGAGGCCAUCUCCCAGACUGCCGAUGGCGUCGGCGUCGCCGUCGGCGGCGCUGUCGUCGUCGCGGGCGCGGCCGGCCUCCUCAUCGCGGCCGAUCCCAACAAGCGCCGCGAGGACAUGAUGUCCGAGACUGGCGGCGACGAGGCCGCGUCUGUCCGCAACUACUUCGACACCGAGGGGUUCAACCGCUGGAAGAAGAUCUACGGCGAGACGGACGAGGUGAACAAGGUGCAGCUCGACAUCCGCAACGGCCACCAGCAGACCGUGGACAAGAUCCUCGACUGGACCGCGGGGAUCGACAUGACCGGCAAGACGGUGUGCGACGCCGGCUGCGGCACCGGCUCCCUCGCCAUCCCCCUGGCCCUCCGCGGCGCGUCCGUCUCCGCGUCCGACAUCUCCUCCGCCAUGGUCGGCGAGGCCGAGGUGCGGUACAACGAGCAGGUCAAGGCUGGCGCCAAGGCUCCCGCCGUCGCGCCCAAGUUUGAGGCGCUCGGCCUGGAGGAGUGCUCGGGGAAGUACGACGUGGUGACCUGCAUCGACGUCAUGAUCCACUACCCCACCGACAGGGUCAACGGCAUGAUCAACCACCUCGCGUCCCUCUCCGACGACAAGCUCAUCAUCUCUUUCGCCCCCAAGACGCUCGCAUACUCCAUCCUCAAGCGCAUCGGGGAGCUCUUCCCGGGCCCCUCCAAGGCGACCCGCGCGUACCUGCACGCCGAGGAGGACGUCGAAACCGCGCUCAACGCCGCGGGCUUCAAGGUGACCAGACGGGAGAUGACGGCCACCUCCUUUUACUUCAGCCGCCUUCUCGAGUGCCAGAGGGUGUGA
This is a messenger RNA of Micromonas commoda, 990 nucleotides long. It is a transcript of the gene CHLM, whose product is annotated as magnesium-protoporphyrin IX methyltransferase chloroplast precursor. The coding region runs from base 1 to 990 and encodes 329 amino acids. NCBI's taxonomy places the organism in Eukaryota, Viridiplantae, Chlorophyta, Mamiellophyceae, Mamiellales, Mamiellaceae. The record is from RefSeq and is a predicted model, not a curated record. Gene Ontology annotation, biological process: chlorophyll biosynthetic process. The transcript has a single exon. Gene Ontology annotation, molecular function: magnesium protoporphyrin IX methyltransferase activity.